AUGUGCGACACAUCAAUCGAUACAAGGAAAGAAAAAGACGCCUUAUACAUACAGCAAUUAUAUAACUAUAUCGCUAUCCACUAUCGCUACUACCAUCACUUUGAUCCCUACUAUACCGUAAAAUUCUCACUUUUGAUUUCAACCCUUCCUUCUUCCGCUCUGCCUCCUUUCUGUAGUGAUUUCCGUGCCCUUGCCUUUGCUGCCUUCUGCUCUACCGCUCUAUCGCCCUGUCACCCGCUCGUCCCCUUCUGCUCCUUCUUCCCUAUCAUGAUCAGCAAUCAUAUGCCCACAUAUCCAGGGCGUUGACGGGCGAAUCCCUGACGCUUAUUGCCAUCCUGCACCCUACAAAAACCGCCAUGUGGACCUUGCAUUGGACUAGGGUAGGUGGUGGGUGGCGGGUGGCCGCCUGUCUGGCCACUUCAACACGCCUACCGCUCGUGCAUCCGUCGCUGUCAAUCUGUGCGUCCCCAGCAAUUCCAAUGCGUGAGAGCGUGCGACGCCGACGCCGACGGCGCACGCGCAAAGGGACCUGAUGUGUAAAAUGUAAAACAUCCAUUCUAUGCGAGCCACCAAACUCACCCUCCAAACACAAAUUUCAGAGUCGUCGUAUGCAUCGUGCAUGGUCACUCUUACAAUCUCGAGGGAAUCGCCAAGUUACUAUAGGCAUGGUCAGUCAGUCGCCAGGCAA
Pseudogymnoascus destructans is the source of this 688-nucleotide messenger RNA. RefSeq lists its product as uncharacterized. NCBI's taxonomy places the organism in Eukaryota, Fungi, Ascomycota, Leotiomycetes, Thelebolales, Thelebolaceae. Bases 1 to 306 code for a protein of 101 amino acids. The transcript has a single exon. The record is from RefSeq and is a predicted model, not a curated record.